CCAAGUGGAUUGAAAAGGUCGACCAAUUAGAUCCACUCUGAGUGGAGAUGAGCACUUUGUCUGCUGCAGGUACCUAAUUACCUUCAACAGGAUGUAGGUCAUUUCCAUUCAGAGCUUGUCUUGUACUCAUGUACUCUGCAUUUUAGUAAAUCUAGUUUAAAUCCCAGAUCGGAACAAAAAAAAACAAAAUAACUGAGAAAACAAUAAUUAAAUGACAUAAAAGCAUCAUCUGUAAUUAUUAGCCGUGUACAGUGAAAGGUGACAUUUGCAAAAGUGCAGUGGGUUAAUGUGGGACUUUACUAGGGAGAAAAACAACAAACUCAGUGUUGUCACACAAAACAAUAAUCUGUUAUCCUGUCCAAAAUGUUUUCGCUACUUAAGAUCUAACAGUAGAAGAAUCUCUGUUUUUUGAUCUGUAUAAACCAUAGCUGCAGUAUAAUUAGCUGUUGCUAUUUUUUUUUGAAAUGUCUCUGAAUCACAACUGCAGAUUUACAGAUCAACAAACCGAUUCUUCAGCUGUUUUCUUGAUUAAUGUGAGUGAAUUCUAAAAAUGCACAAAAAAAACACAGUUAGAUGGAACGAUUAAUUUUGAGUCAAGGCUAGAGUCAAAAACUGUUAUUUUUUUCCAGCUUUGUUUUGAUAGCCGGUGUGAUUUGUGUUUUUCAGAGAAUUAUAAUUUUCAGAGAAACCAGCUGGUGUUCGAGUUGAGUGUGACCUUGAUGGAAGCUGCAGUGACACAGUAAGAAAAAUACUGUAGUGCACAGCAUGGCGGGCUGCUGUGAAGCACACCCAGCAUGUGUGGAGAAUGAAGAAAAUGAAUGAACAUUUUCUAGUCAGUCUCCUCAAAGGGGGAUUUGUGUUUUCAAAGAGGAGCAUUGGUGUUAGAACACCAUCAUCCAGUCAAAGAAGGCCCAGUUUGAAGAGGCUAACAACAGAAAUGGUCUGAGGAGACACGGACAAUAUUACUCUGGAGGAAAACCAGCUGCAGCAGAUGCUGUCCAGCUACCAUGGAACACGGUGAAGACGAGCGACUGAUACUAGAUCCUUUUUAAUCGCAGCACCAGUGACGACCCUCAUGUGAAAUUAAUGUCAGCUGUGUUGCAGCAGCAGCUUCCAGCUGCUCCUCCUGAUCUGAGACCACCCACGGAGACAUGGCUCCAACAGCCCCGACACUGCUGUCUCUGCUAACACCAGCUGAAUGAACAGAGAUGCCGUCUAAAGUCUCCUGCUUGUACCUGCUGACGGUGGUAUGUUGGGCCAGCGCCCUGUGGUACCUGAGUGUGUCCCGACCAUCUACGUCCUAUGUGGGACAGUUGAACUUCCCCAUACGCAGGACACCCAGGGUAAACAAAAAUGCCACCUUAAACAAUAUCCGCACCCGGCCCCUCAACCCACACGAUUUUGACUUCCUCAUCAAUGAGGACAAAAAGUGCGAGGUGGAGCCCCCCUUUCUUGUCAUCCUCAUCAGCACCACCCAUAAAGAGUUCGAUGCCCGGCAAGCUAUCAGAGAGACUUGGGGGGACGAGAGCACGUUCUCAGAUGUGCGUGUUGUCACUCUGUUUUUGUUGGGCCGCAGCACUGACGCUGUUCUCAAUGAGAUGGUGGAGCAGGAGAGUCAGAUCUUUCACGACAUCGUGGUGGAGGAUUUCAUCGACUCUUACCACAAUCUCACUCUGAAGACAAUGAUGGGCAUGCGCUGGGUGGCCACAUUUUGCGCUAAAGCUCAAUAUGUCCUCAAAACGGACAGCGAUAUAUUUGUCAAUAUGGAAAACCUGAUCUACAACCUCCUGAAGCCCACGACUAAACCCAGGAGGAGAUACUUCACUGGCUAUGUCAUCAACGGUGGGCCAAUCAGAGACAUGCGCAGCAAGUGGUAUAUGCCAAGAGACCUGUACCCCGAGAGCAAAUACCCUCCCUUCUGCUCGGGCACAGGUUACAUCUUCUCAGCAGAUGUAGCCGAACUCAUAUACAAGAUAUCGCUGCACACGAGGUUGCUGCACCUGGAGGACGUGUACGUUGGUGUUUGUCUGCGAAAGCUUGGCAUACACCCCUUUCAGAACAGUGGCUUCAACCACUGGAAGAUGGCGUACAGUCUCUGUCGCUACCGGCGGGUGGUCACUGUUCACCAGAUUUCUCCAGAGGAGAUGCACCGCAUUUGGAAUGACAUGACCAGCAAGAAAAACCUUAACUGUUAGCAGUGACUUCACACACGAGCACCAGCAGAAGAUUCAGGGAAGAGCUGUAACACCCGGAGAAAACCAAACAGCAAGAAAUCAGUGAAUGCUUAGUCAGGAGACUGCGGAGACAUCAGGGUGUUCAUCAGUGCUACUUAUAGACCCUACUAAAGGAAUGGACCUAGCCAUACAGUUCCAAUGGAAAUGUAAUCUUUUGAUUUAAAUAUAUGUAUUCUGAAACUGUGAUACGAUUCUCACCCGUAUAUGUUCAAAUAAACCAAGUCCUCUAACUAGGUACACUCUAAUGAGAGGGUGAGGAUAUCAUAUGCAGAUGGAGCAAACAGUAAAGCCUACUGAGAGCACACUGGUCACAUUUGUUAAAUUUGCCAAAUUCUUCUACAAACCAUCAAAACUCUUCACCUACUUCUGAGGAUUUAACUUUUGCUAUCAGAUGGCUUGGCCAAACAAAAUGUUGUUUGGUUUAUGAUGUAACUCAGCUUAGACUCUUACGGUAUGGUCUGUUACAACAUGUUUCCACACAUAACUAUGGGUGGUUCCAGUCAAUGCAUCACAUAUGGAUUGAAAGAGUGAGGAAUCAAAACCCACAGGAAAGUUGUCGGUUUGAUUCCCAAACACAAUGGGGGUCCUACUCUUUAGCUCACCAUGCUCUCACUGUACCAGCGUUGCCACUGAAACUCAUUUAUUCACAACCACUGGAAUCAGCUGUGAGACUAAACAUUGAACUCAUGGACUGUAUAUAAAACUAGACCAAGCCAUGCCCCUGCAGAGCUAGCCUGUGUAUAUGACAACUAAUUCUCUCUCCAUUUCUAACGUCACUAAUUGUUUUCCUGACAAUCUUGUGAUCUACCCACCAGUUCGAGAUCGUCUCUAUGUUAAAUGAGAUCUGUUUGUAAUUAUCAGUUGCAUGUGGACAGAAAAAGAGUUAUAAAAAAGAAUAUACAGUAUAUGAAGGAAAUAGUGAUAGUGAGUGUAGCGGUUAGCACGCCUUGCCUCGGAAGAGAGUCUGGGUUUGAUUACCAGAGGAACCACAUGCUUGGCGCUUGCUAGGGGCAGCCUGUUAGCAGCAUAUCUGCUGCUAACACAACAAUUUCCCAAAUACGGGAUCAAUAUAGUACACAUUUAUUUUUAUUUUUAGUGUGAAAGAAUGUGAAAGUAUAUGAUGAGUAACUGACAGCUCGAUCAUCCAUUAGAGCACUGAUUCUUAACCAUAGGGUCGUGGCCCAAACUUGGGCCGCCAGCGCCAACUGGAGAACCACGAAAAACUUUGAGUUUUGCACCUGUGGGUAAGGACAAACGGCACAAAAAGUACACACCAGAGAUACUGAUAAUGUUAUCCAUGAAGAGCUCAGUCGCAAUGCAACUUUCGACCUUGUGGUGGCGGUAAAGCAUUAGUUUGUUAACAGACUUCUUCUUUACGCUAGGUGUAGCAAAAGGUAUGGAGGUUUUUUUAAACGAAAGGUUGAACGUCAUGCCCCCCCCACAAAAGACAAAAUUUCCGGGCAUAAUCCUGACUUCAUCAAAUAUGAAGCUUUUUGCUAAGUGAAUUAUUGAAUCCAAAUCAAACUAUGAGUGAGGGCAGUUAAACCUUUACAGUGUUAAUAGUUAAUGGGCCGCGGGACACGUCGUACUAUAAAAAGUGGGCCUCAAGGUCAAAAAGGUUAAGAACCCCUGCAUUAAAGGGUGUUCACUGUAACUGAAAUAGUUCUUCUAUAAAGACAGCCCUGCUGUCAGUCACAUGCAGUGAUUCAUUUUAUUAACCCUAAUUAUUAAAGUAUCGCUCCAGAAUCUAUAUUUUUGUGUAUGAUGCAUGUGUGUUCAAGGUGGGUAAAUAGUUGGACCUACAUGGAUUUUGAUCUUAUCUCAACGAGAAUUUCACAUUUAGAUUCUUAACCAUCCUUUUAAAGCAGCUACAGAGCAACAACCAUUGUGUUUUUGCACAGGUACAGUCGUCAUAUCCUGAGUGGUUUGAAAUAUAAUCAUCUGGCCCAAUUAUCCCCUCCUAAAAGAAGCCUAGGUCUAAUCUGUUUCAGUAAACUCCAGGAUCUUGGCGUCAACAAUAAUAACCGUGUUUACAACUAGAUUUUUGUUUUUGUUUUUCCACUGUCGUCACAGCAUGUAGGCUUUGUUUUCCUUCGACCACUGAGUGACUCUGGGUUCCGGGCUUUAUCUCACCCUGUAUCAAACAGCUGGAGUUGGCUGCCGACUUACUGGUUGGUAAUGUAAUUGGUUGCUGUUGUGAUUAAUUUUAAAUUUCACACAUGACAACAUGGGUUUAAAACCUACAUUGUAACGUCUCAUGCCGAUUACAAUCUUUAUUUCCAAAUGUUCCUGAUGGAUUUUCACUCCAUGUUCUUUUGGAAGGAGGUCGUCACGUUCUUUCUGGUUUCGCAGCACACGGACGCCACUGCUGAUCUGAGAUUCAGAGACUCGUUUGAAUAUUUUAAAAACAUCACUUGUAUGGUUUCUCGGAGGAACACGGAUAUUUCUGGAUGCUUCUCACAACACCCAGUGGAUCUUGAUCUUGUGAACCUUCACACGACAAGGAUUCAGAGGGAGCAGCAAUAACUGCAACCGAAUGUUCCCUUUGUUCAAUUGUACAUUUGUGAUUAUUGUCUCAGGCACUGACCUGUGCUUUAUUUUAUAUUAAUUGAACAUAAAGAAGAGGUGAUUAACUGCUCCAAGUGUGCUGACGACAGAUGCCACACAGUUGAGAUCUUCUUUUCAGUCACUUGAGAAUAAAUAAACCACUUUUAUAAAAUCUUGACUUUUAUUUAUUACAAAAAAGUCAAUUUUUUCUCUAUCUCUAAUUCUAGUUUUUGUUAAGUUCAUAAUUAUCAACCUUGUUUUUUGUUGUUGAUUUUACCUUAAGUCCAGACCAACUUUUUGGUGUCUUAGCAAUUUUUCCAAUAUUUUUCUAACUGCUUCACCCGCAUUACGACUCUUUUGAUAUUUUUUUAUUUUAUUAAUUUUAUUUUAGCUAAAUGUAAGACAUCUCACAAAUAUCCCCCUUCAUGAAAUAACUUUAUUCUAGGGCACUGAUAGAAAAAAAAUAUUUGUCGACACGUCACAGAAAAUGUCAUCGUCCCCUUGGAGGAGUCCAAUGGUCUAAAGGUUUUUUUUUUUACACGUGUGCCAACACAUUCUUCACCUCUGAUUGGCUUAUGAUGAUAUUUGAUCAUUGACUAAACCAGGAGAUAUAAUCAUUUCAUUAAACGGGCGGUUACGUUGCACAAGAACACAAAAAGUCACCCAUCACUGGUAACAGACACUUUUGCUAAUUUUGUCUUAGACAGAUGUCUUUUUGAUUUGAUUUGAUUUGAUAUUUGGUCUCAUUCAUUCAUUAUCUACCAUCAGUUCCUCGUCAGUAUUGUGGUGAGUAGAAGGAAAAACUACAUGACCAGAGGGUCUCCGUCCAGUCUGUCCUGGAGGAUGAAACUGUCACAAAGCCAAGAGUCAAACAGUGACCUGAGAUACGAUCAUGUGACUGGGAGCUGAUAGGACAACUGACUGCUGUGUUCUCUCCAAUAGCAAAAACUACUACAGUAACGUAUGGAGCGUUAGAUGGUCACUGUUGGACCUGUGUUUCGGUGUAGACACUGUCAGUGUGAUGACAUCAUAAAUUAGUCGUCACCUCAACUUUGUACACAUACAUGUGUACGUGCAGCACUGGCAGUUCACCCUGAAGUACUUUUACAGUAAU
Messenger RNA from Cynoglossus semilaevis (tongue sole), 5895 nucleotides. Its product is annotated as beta-1,3-galactosyltransferase 1-like. Gene Ontology annotation, biological process: protein O-linked glycosylation. Gene Ontology annotation, cellular component: Golgi membrane. The transcript has 3 exons. The record is from RefSeq and is a predicted model, not a curated record. Bases 1209 to 2195 code for a protein of 328 amino acids. Gene Ontology annotation, molecular function: N-acetyl-beta-D-glucosaminide beta-(1,3)-galactosyltransferase activity. Lineage: Eukaryota; Metazoa; Chordata; Actinopteri; Pleuronectiformes; Cynoglossidae.